Messenger RNA from Etheostoma spectabile (orangethroat darter), 1953 nucleotides. RefSeq names its product 2-oxoglutarate receptor 1. Gene Ontology annotation, cellular component: plasma membrane. Gene Ontology annotation, biological process: G protein-coupled receptor signaling pathway. Gene Ontology annotation, molecular function: G protein-coupled receptor activity. The record is from RefSeq and is a predicted model, not a curated record. The coding region runs from base 520 to 1479 and encodes 319 amino acids. NCBI's taxonomy places the organism in Eukaryota, Metazoa, Chordata, Actinopteri, Perciformes, Percidae. The transcript is spliced from 2 exons.
UGGUCUUUCACACGGAUGACACUGUUAUUUAGGCAUUAAUUUCCCGUAUUUGCCAAACUUCCUCAUUACUUUAAACAGAAGCAAGCUCUUUGUCUACUAGAUUUUGCUCUGGAAGUCACCUAAGGUAAUCGCGUGCCUGUAAAGCAAUGACAAAGACAUCUUUCAAUUUUUCUUUAACAAAAGGUGCACUGGAGAGUUCAAACUAUCAAAACACAAUGUGUUCCCAGACAUGCUAACCCUUUUUCAAUUCAAAGCCAAAUCCUGACACCUGAUCUGUUUAAAUGAAGCGACCCUUGAGCUUUAUCAGCUCAAGCAUGACACCAGGAAGUAAGUGCACAUGGCUGAAGGUGAAGUACACAACAGUGGGCUUUAGAACUAAGCUAUGCUGGAGUUUCCCCCUGGGGUGUUGAAGAGGACAGGAGAGAGUGGGAGGAGUGACAGACAGAUGGAUGUUAAAAACAGAGAUGAGACACUGAAGGUUUGGAGUGAGCUCUGAAAAGGACACUAAAAGACUCAGCCAUGGAACAUCCCAACUGCACCAAUGUGGACCAGCUGAUUAAACGAUAUUACCUGCCUGUCUGCUACACCAUCAUCUUCACCGUGGGCCUCAUGGGCAACAUAACUUCCAUUGGCAUUUAUGUGACAAAGCUGCGUCCCUGGAACAGCAACAGCCUCAUCAUGGUCAACCUGGCGCUGACUGACCUCCUCUAUGUCCUCAGCAUGCCCUUCCUGGUCUACUACUACAGCAACGGGGAUUCGUGGACACUCGGCGACUUCAUGUGCCGCUUUGUGCGCUUUGGCUUUCAUUUUAACCUGUAUGCGAGCAUCCUCUUCCUGACAUGUCUCGCCGUUUUCCGCUAUGUGGUGGUGGUCAAGCCUCUGAGGGCAGCGCAGGUGCAGCAAAGGUUUUGGGGUAUAAUUGCGUGUUUGGCCGUCUGGAUCAUCGCCGCUGCCGAAAUCACACCAAUGUUGACGAUAAUAUCCUUAGAGCAGCACAACAACAAGACAUACUGCUUAGACUUUGCGAGCACCAUCAACGUCAGUAACAUGUUAAGUAUGUGGUAUGUCCGGCUGCUCACUGCAUUCGGAUUUCUAUUCCCUCUAGUGGUGGUAUUCAUGUGUUACAUCGGUAUAGUGAAAGAGUUGGCCAAAGGGCCUUACACAACCAGCCCGUGUCGGAUGCGAGCACGGCGCGUGACCGUGCUGAUCCUGGUGGUGUUUGCCGUGUGUUUCCUACCGUAUCACAUCCUGCGUGUGUUGCGGAUAGAAACUCGAAGGAUGCCGUGCAUGGUGGAGCACAUCGUGCAUGCAAUGUACAUUAUCUCCAGGCCUUUGGCUGGAUUCAACACCUUUUUCAACCUGGCUCUGUACACUCUUUCAGGUGAUAAGUUCAGGAUGGCCUUCAGGACGUUUCACUGGGAAUACUGGCCGACCAAGAUCAGGUCGCUGCUCCAAGCCGUCUUCAGAACGGCCGCAUGACGCUUGACUUUCCUUUUUUUCAUCUGUGUUGGACAUUUGGUGCUUCCAAGAGACAAAAUAAUUGUGCCAACCCCUGAAAUCUAAUUGCCUUAAGGUAAGCAGUAAGAAGUGCAUGUUAAGUUCUAACCUUUGUCCACACGUGAGUAUAAUUUACCUGACUAAUGAUAUAAUGGAUUGUAUUGUUUGCAACCUUUAAGAUAGUCUGCGUUUUCAGAUCUGUUGUUUGUUUGCUUUGUUCCGAUUCAGGAAGUAAUUUGAUGCAAUUGUUGAGUUUUCCCCUUUGUUGUAAACAAAUGCCAUGUGCAAGCAAGUUUUUCUCUCAUUGGUCAGAAAUAUUACCAGAAAGAUUCACCUCAGAACGCUUCCUCCUCUUUCUUUUUUUUCUUUAUUAUGUAGCACCACUAUUGCCAAUUGUUUUGUUUUUUUGCAUUAAUGUCAUUAAAUAAACAAAUUAUCCAUUUCCAGCAUGUGUGA